AUGCUGGUGCUGUAUUUGCAGAUGAUGAAUGUUGGAUUUGUGACAGCAUCCGGCAAGGAUAUAAAGGUGAGCGAAGAGGCGCUGCAGAAAGCCCGAGAUCUGUUCGAAGAGCUCGAGAACAGCGACGAUUUACCGGUGCAACGAGCUAGCACGCCGAACACAUUUGCAUUGGGUCAUUUCCCGGAUACAAACAAAAUUUGCUAUGUACUCACCAUUUAUUUUAGUGAUUCCACGCCUGUUACCCCGGUGGCCUUCAGUACAGCAGGAGCAACAAUGCGCCAAUGCUAUAAGCGUAUAUCGCCGGCAUUCAGAUCGCCCGUAGUCAAGAAUCCGCGCCUCGAAAAUGGUUUGAUUUUGAAGCAUUUCUAA
Messenger RNA from Gongylonema pulchrum, 369 nucleotides. NCBI's taxonomy places the organism in Eukaryota, Metazoa, Nematoda, Chromadorea, Rhabditida, Gongylonematidae. The record is from the annotation of a GenBank genome assembly.